AUGAACCAGAUUUUCUAUCCUUUAACUUAAGUAUAUAGAACAUCAACAAGACAAAUUAAUAAAGUGAUUUACUAUAGCAAUCCUUUACCAGAAAUAAAACUAAAAUCUAACGAUCUAAAAUAAUCAAUAUUCGAUUGGUAUCACAAUCUUUCUAAAUUAAAGGUUGAGACAACUAAAUUAGGAAUAAUUGGAAGAAGUGCUUUCAUUUACAUCUUACUUUAGAGUUUAUUCAUAUCUUAAAAUGUUCAAGAUAGAUCAAAAUGGACUACAUGAAUAUUAAGAAUUAUUAUGUAGUCCUUUUGAAGUUAAUGUUGUAUAGGAACUUAAUAGAUAUUAUUCUAUUUAAAAUUGUAAGCGUUUAAAUAAGAUUGAUUUAAAUGCACAUAAGGUAUAUCAUAAAUUUCAAUAAAUUAAAGUACAUCCUUGAUCACAUAUAUGUGUCUGAUUAUGAAUGGUUAUUUGAUACCAUUACAUUAAGAGGGGAUGUUGAACAAAUUAUAAAUUCAUUUGAAGUAAUAUCUAAUGGUACCAUAUUUACAAAUUGUGGAGAAUUGGAAUCUUAUGAAGAUGAAGGAUAUUUUGAAAUUAACCUUAAAAAAUAGAAAGUUUAUUAAACAUUGUCUGAAUUAUUGGUUGAAGAAUUCUAAAUUGCAAUCUUAUUAAAGUACAUAAUCAAUUAUAUAAAAUAGGUAUCGUUAAUUUUAAGAUGGAACUAAUUACACUUAUAAUAAAAAUAUAUUAAAUUUGAAUCUUGUGAGAUUUAAUUAUCUUUCCUUAAACUUAAAUUAAGCCUUCCUUGAAUUUAAAUAAUUAUUUACCUAACAAUCAAAUCAUAAAUAAUAAAUAAAUGAACUGAACUUAAUUCAAUCUUGGAAUGAAUAGAUCAAAUUAAAUCCUUUAUAAUAUUAAAUCCUUUGUUAAGAAGUUUAACACUAUUUUAAUUAACCAAAAGAAUUAUUUUAAGUUCCUAUUAAAUAAGUUUUAAAUGAAUAUGUACUAUUUUGUAAAUAUUUAAUUUCUAAAACAUUACUUAAAGAAUUUCCUUUAACUUAAGCACUUGAUAUUAAAAGAAUUAAACCAAAAUAGGAUAAAUAAACUUAAUAAUAAUUACAAUAAUUAAAUAAUUUAUUUAAAAACUCUUCAAAAUCUAAAAUAUUACCUGAAAAUGAUUAAAGAUUAUUUAGUACAAAUAAUGAAGAAAUAGAAAAUAAUUUAUAUGAAUAUACUACUUAAUUUAUGAAAAGACUUAUGGAUGAAACAUUUUUAGAAUUAGAAAAUCAAAAGAAAUUCAAAAAGUAAAAAUAGAAAAAGGCUAAAAAUCAGAAAAAACAAUAUAUGAGUGAAUGUACAUCUAAUUGUACUGAAUAUUAAUAGUUAUAAUAAUAAUAAGAAAUUUAAUUUGAUGAAGAAUGGAUUAAUGAUACAUAAACAAAGAAUCAAAAGAAAAAACAAAGAAGAAAGGAGUAAUUAUUUCAUAUAUAUAUUAGAAAUUAAGAAAAGAAAAAAAUUAAAAAAUUACCUGAAAUAUAGUAAGUAGAAUCAAGUGAAAGUGUUUAAACAUAAUAAUUUGAACCUUCAGUUUAAAUUGAAAUUUAAAAAGAAGAAGAAGAAAUAUAAGAAUAAGUCUAAGAGAUAUUACUUUAUACAACUACUUCUACACAUGAUGAUGAUGGAGAAUUUAUUGAAGUUACUAAAAAGAAAUUUAAUGGGAAAAAAAAAAAAUAAAAUAAUAAAAAAGAGAAAGAAUAAAAAGAAGAUUAAGUUGAAAAAUAAGUUAUCUUAAUGAAAAAAUCAAAUUCUUCAUAAUAAAAUUAUCUAUCUGAUGAUUAUAAAAUGGGAAAUACUACUCCCACUAAAACUCUUUCUUAAAAAAAAGAAUAGGAUAAUAUUCCUUAGAAACCUGGUUUAGUCAAAAGUGCAAGUAAAGAAUAAAAAACAUAUAAAUAUGAUUUGGAUAAAGAAACUCUUGAAAAAAUAUAUUAGAGUAUUUUAGAACAUAAAAUUUCAAGGGAUAUUUAAUCAAUCUAUUAAAAAGAAUAAGAUAAUUUACUCAAAUUUAGAACAGCAAGAGAAAUAGCUAUAUUAAGAGUAUAACAUAUUAUUAAAGCACAUUUUUUCUAAUUUUAAGUUGAACCUGUUAUUUUUGGUUCUUCAAGAACAGGACUAGCACUUUAUGAUAGUGAUGUUGAUAUGGUAGUUUUUGGAUUACCUGUAUUUACUAAAGCAUAAUUAUUUGAUCCUAUGAGAAAACUAUUAGAAGUAUUCUCCUAAAUGAAAUGGGCUAUAAGUUACAAGUAUUUAUCAUUAAAUAAUUUUUAGACAUAUAUUUUAAGCAACUAUUCCUUUACUCAAAAUUACAAUUGAUCCUUCUGUUGGAUUUCUAGAAUUUGUUGGAAAUCCUCUUUAUUAUGUGAUGAAUCAUAGAAAUAUUGACUAAUUUAAUCUAAAAUAUGGAGAAUUAUGUAUUGAUUUGAUUUUUAAGUAAAGCUUAAAACAUUUAAAUUGAUAUCACAUUUGAAUUACAAUAACCAUACCCAAUGUAUGGAUACUAAGGUUAUCAUGUUGGACUUCUUUCAACAGAUUAUCAACGUUAAAUAGGAAAUUCAGUAAAAGGUUUCACAGAAGUAGCCAUAGUCUUAAAGAAAUUUUUAAAGUAAAGAGGGUUAAAUGACUCUUAUACUGGAGGUGUUAGUUCUUUUUGUUUAACUAUUAUGUUAGCUGCCAUAGGUGAAAAUGUUACAAUGGGUGAUAAAUUAUUGUAAUUCUUAUAAAGAUAUGGAUGGAAUUUUGAUCCUGAAAAAUAAUACAUUUCAUUACAUUCAGAGGAAACAUUUAUGCCAAUUUAAAAUUAAGGAGAUAGAUUACCUUUAAAUAUAAUAUCACCAAUUAAUGAUGAGAAAAUUUAGAUUUAUGUUUCAAAGAUAUAGGAAAUUCUAUAAAUUUUUAAAGAACUCUAUUUAGAAUUGAAGGAAAAUAUGAAUUAAAUAGCAAUAAGUCUUCAAAAGAAAUUAGAAUAAAAGGAAUUAUUAUAAUUAUAUUAAACAAAUAUUGAGAAGCUUGUUGAUCUGAUUUAAUGGCAGAAUACAAAUCUUCUUGAUAGUCAAUUCUGA
Molecule: messenger RNA, 3110 nt
Organism: Paramecium primaurelia
Lineage: Eukaryota; Ciliophora; Oligohymenophorea; Peniculida; Parameciidae
Source: the annotation of a GenBank genome assembly